Messenger RNA from Fraxinus pennsylvanica, 702 nucleotides. NCBI's taxonomy places the organism in Eukaryota, Viridiplantae, Streptophyta, Magnoliopsida, Lamiales, Oleaceae. The record is from the annotation of a GenBank genome assembly.
AUGCUACUCCAAUCUGAAGAACCUGACUGCUAUUUGAAUGAAGAAUUUUCUGCAUUCAGUGGUUCGAGCUCUGAUCAUGGAACAGUACUGUCAUCGAUGGCCACUAAAAAGAGUACUGAUUCAGAGAAAAAUAGAAGAAAUAAACUCAACGAAAGGCUCCGUGCACUAAGAUCAGCUGUUCCCAAAAUUACAAAGAUGGAUAAAGAAUCGAUAAUCAAAGACGCCAUUGAUUAUAUUCAAAAAUUACAAGAAGAAGAGAGAAAAAUUCAAGCAGAAAUAUCAGAUUUGGAAUCUGCAGGGACAUCAUCAAAUGGUAAAAUUAUUGGGUUUGAUCAUCAAGAUGAAACCUUUUAUUCAAACCAAAAGAAAAUAAGAAGUGAAAAUCUCCAUGAUUCUGGAGGAUCAAGUUCAUCUCCCAUCGAAGUUCUCGAGUUGAGAGUAACCAACAUGGAUGAGAAGAACGUUGUAAUUAGCCUUACAUGCAGCAAAAGAACAGAUACAAUCGUAAAGCUCCAUGAGAUGUUUGAAUCUUUGAACCUAAAAAUCAUUACUGUCAACAUCACUGUUUUCACAGAUAGGGUUUUGAAGACAGUAUUUAUCGAGGCGGGUACUGAGGAGGAAGAUGUUUUGAAGAAAAAAAUAGAAACAGCUAUAGCAGCUCUGAAUGGUCCGCACAACCCUAACGUUACAUAUCCAUAUUAA